GUUAGGGCCUCUCAGCACACUAGUGCCUCCGUAGGCCUCUGAGUUUGCAGCAGUAGUAAGUUAGAGCAGCUCUGGAAACUCCCGCCACACCACACCCCCAAAGGCAAGGGCCCUCCCCCUGGGCUCUUCAGAGCUGGGGUGUGCCUGAGUCUCUGCCCUGGGAUGAGAACAGAGCUAAGCAGACUGCUGCCAGGUGGAGAGAGCCAGCCAGCCACUGCAAGGAGUGCUGCAAACUACCAGCAGGCACUGCUCAAACAGACCUGCAAGGACAGAUUGUGGAGCGUCUACUGGAGACAUCAGGGUGACAAGUCUGCCUCCAGUUCUCUCACUGUUGGAUCUUGAGACAACAGGAAAAUGACUUCCCAUGACCCAAAGGCCGUCACUCGCAGAACCAAGGUGGCUCCCACCAAGAGGAUGAGCAGGUUCUUGAAACACUUUACGGUGGUUGGGGAUGACUACCACACGUGGAAUGUCAACUACAAGAAGUGGGAGAAUGAGGAGGAGGAGGAGGAGCCAGCGCCCACAUCAGCGGAGGGCGAGGGCAAUGCUGCGGGCCCAGAUGCGGAGGCUGGCUCUGCCUCCACGCCCAGACAGUCCCUGGACUUCAGGAGCCGACUGAGGAAAAUCUUCAGUUCCCACAGGUUUCAGGUCAUCAUCAUCUGCCUGGUGGUCCUGGACGCCCUCCUCGUGCUCGCUGAACUCCUUCUGGAUUUGAAGAUCAUUGAGCCGGACGAGCAAGACUACGCGGUCACGGCGUUCCACUACAUGAGCUUUGCCAUACUGGUCUUCUUCAUGUUGGAGAUUUUCUUCAAGAUCUUCGUCUUCCGCUUGGAGUUCUUCCACCACAAUUUUGAGAUCCUGGACGCCUUUGUGGUGGUGGUGUCUUUCGUCCUUGACCUAGUCCUCCUGUUUAAAAACCACCACUUCGAAGCUCUCGGGCUGCUGAUCUUGCUUCGGCUCUGGAGGGUGGCCCGGAUCAUCAAUGGCAUCAUCAUCUCUGUGAAGACACGCUCAGAACGGCAGAUCUUAAGGCUAAAGCAGAUAAACAUCCAACUGGCCACCAAGAUCCAGCAUCUGGAAUUCAGCUGCUCUGAGAAGGAACAAGAAAUUGAGCGGCUCAACAAGUUGUUGAAAGAGAAUGGACUUCUCAGGGACGUGAACUAGCCUUCCAGAUGCUACACCUGGAGUAGCUGGGCUGUGGCCAGAGAGCCAGCAUGUGGUGCAAAGCCCAGUCUCCAUCUCUGCCUUGACUCGCACCCCUGGAUGCUGGGGACACAUCUCACUGGUACUGCUGUCUCCUUGGCGUCCACGCCCUACGCUUGCAGCAAAGGGAUCCUCGCAGCAACCUUUUCUCAAGCUGGGCUCCACUGUCGCUCAAACAUGAUCAAGGAGGCUGGGCUUGUAAAGCCAACUUAAUGCACAUCCUGAAAGGAGCUGGAGCCCGCACCCCGAACCAGCUCACUCUGGAAAACCUUUCUCUAAUAGAAUGUCCCCAGCUUCUCCUGCUGCAUCCCCUAGGGGAGCCAUCAUGGUACCCAGUCCCUCCUCUGUAGCAUCCAGCUGUACAUCAGCUUCAAACUGGCUCUGCACCCACUAGCAGCUCUUUCAGUUACUAUACAAUUAAUGUGUAAAAUAAGCCCUCUCCUUCCCCAGGGCUCACCCACCACAUUCUCUCCUCGGUGGCAGCCCACACCAGCCCACCAGUUAUACAGCCAGCACAUGGCAGGGUCCCAAGGCUGCCCUGAGUGCCCUGUAAUUAGCAUGAUCUUGGGAUACAACCCCCUUGUGGGCACAGUUUUACAUAGUUCCUUGCUGGUUUGUACCUCUCAAAUGCCAACGGGCAUUCUGAAAACAACUCCCACUAGACCAGGGAUGAUGCACUGACGAGGAGGCUCUCCAUGCAAUGCCACAUCACACUCUGUUUCCUCCCAUCUCCCAGAGGGGCGUGGCCUUUGACCUUAUGUGCAGGGUGCUGGACCCAUCUGACCCAACACUGCAGCCCAGCAGAGUAAAGUUUCCGAGAGGGAAAAGGCAGUGGAGUAGAGCAGAGGGCUGCUUGAAGGGUAACAGCAAGGGGAGGCGGCAGCUAGGUUCAUGUCCUUCUGCACCUAGGGCCCAGGUGUGCACUGCCGCGGAAGGGAAGACCUUCAGGAUGGGUACUCCUGCGGGGUCAGCUCAUCACACAAAUGGGAAGAAGAAGCUGAAGGGCAGCCUGGCGUUGAUGGUGGGUGGGGCUCGGAAGCCUGCCUCUGCAGGGGCUGACACAUCCACAAAUGUCACUGCAGUGGAAAUGACCACGGUCCUCUCAGGCCCUGGGAGGGGCUGCAAGGAAAAGACAGAGUGGACACCCUCACCAUCUCCUCGCUCACAGCCAGCUGCCCUAAGGCACUAAGGCAGCUGAGGAGCGCUCUGCCACAGACCACGCUGGUACAGCAGAGCUGGUCUAACCACAGUUCAGUGUUCACAAGAAUUGUGCUCACAAAUAAAACCUGCAAUCUUUUCCUCUAAGUACAAGUUAAAGAAUUAUCAUGAACUUUUUUUAAGACUCAAAAUUAAGUUAGGCAUGAUGGCACAUGCCUGUUAAUGCUCAGGGGCCUAAGGCUGAGGGUCAGUUUGAGACCAGCCUGGGCUCCAUGAGAAGACCCAGCAGACAAAGCAGCACGUGGGAGCUGUGAGGACGACCCUAGCCCCAAUACCCCCUUGUAAAGGAACUGAAAUCGAGAGAGAAAUGAUAAUCUAUCAUUCCAAGUAAUAAACCUUUCCCACCGUCCUUGCUGUCAUGGGGCUUUCUGU
Mus caroli (Ryukyu mouse) is the source of this 2793-nucleotide messenger RNA. RefSeq names its product hydrogen voltage gated channel 1 (gene Hvcn1). Gene Ontology annotation, molecular function: voltage-gated proton channel activity. Gene Ontology annotation, cellular component: plasma membrane. Gene Ontology annotation, biological process: proton transmembrane transport. NCBI's taxonomy places the organism in Eukaryota, Metazoa, Chordata, Mammalia, Rodentia, Muridae. The record is from RefSeq and is a predicted model, not a curated record.